UCUCGGUUCGAAGAUUUAACGGCUCGUUUGAGCGGCAUUUUCAAAUUUUCAAACACGUCGCUGUAUAACUGGUAUACUUGAUUUAUCCUGACUAGUUCAAAUAUCGAGGGAAAGAAGCUAAAUUAUUCAGUACAUGGCCCAUUAUCGGACUUGCGAUAUAAUUUAAGUCGAGUUGGAGAUAUCUGAAUAACCGGAAACAUGUACGAUGCUAACCCUAAGGAUUAUGAUUGCCAGGCCCUCCUAGGCAUUUGUUACAACGGAGUAGGGACUAUUCACUUGGCUGUUCAUAAGUCGACAGAUACACCCGUCGUAAUAAAGAAAUUCUUCAUCGACAACAAAGCACACGAUGAGUACAGCCUCGUCGAGAGGGAGAUACUAAUAACUAGGCAACUGCAACACCCUAAUGUAUUACCAUACGUAGCCACAUUUGUUUCUGGACUGAGUAUAUGUGCAGUGUCUCCGCUGAUGGGUUAUGGAUCGUGCCGAGACUUGAUUACGGAAUACUUUGUCGAAGGCUUACCAGAAUUUGCUAUAGCGUUCAUAGUGCGCGAUGUUUUGCAAGGUCUGCGCUACAUUCACAGUAGAGGAUACAUUCACAGGGCUGUGAAAGCGAGUCAUAUCCUGGUAUCGCUUCCAGGUCGUGUUUGCCUGACAGGAAUGAGAUAUGCAUGCGAAAUCGUUAAGAAUGGGCGGUGGCAAAAACAUAUUUUCUCGUUCCCAAAGUCCACGGCAAACAAUCUCAGCUGGCUUAGUCCGGAAUUACUUCAACAGGACGUGCGAGGAUAUAACGAGAAGUCUGAUACCUACAGCUUAGGAAUGACGAUUUGUGAACUAGCCAAUGGUGUAGUGCCAUUCUAUAAUGUACCAAAAACAUUAAUGCUUACAGAAAAGCUUCGUAGUGACAGUACACAAAUAAUUGACCGUACGACCUUCCAGCCAUUCGCGAUGAACACUGAAUCAGGCAUUAACUUCGGAGACAACAAUGGAGGACGAAGUAGCUCAAAGUAUCAGCGAGGUUCGUCAUCGCAUAAGUUCUCUGAGAAUCUACAGUCUCUCACCCUUCUGUGCCUUCAACAAGAUCCCAGCAACCGACCUACGAUGGACCAGCUCUUAUCGCAUCCCUUUUUGAAACAAUGCAGAAAAAGCAACGGAUCGUUAGCAGACAUCCUGAAACCAGUGGAGCCUAUCAACUACCGGAAUCUGAACAGUAUCAGUAAUACCUACGAAGUCUAAAACCAAUUUACGGAAGACAUUUUGUAAAUACCUUUGUGUAUCGAAGUGAUCUCUCAUUCUUGUUUAUCGGAAUUCGAUGAGACGCGAUUACGGCGCUCUCACUGAACGAUCUACUACACCUUAGUGCCAAACUUUAUAAUCUAGUAGCCUGUUUUUAUUAUUUUCCAUUAUCAAGGAGCAUAUCUCUUAUGCCUCGUUCAUCUGUACAUAAUUACUCAUUACUUCGUUAAAUCAUUAAUAUUGUAUAAAGCGAGCAGUAGUCCGCAAGGAGGUUUAUCAAAGUGCGAUUUGGCAGCAUUCUCACAAUCUCAACAAUCAACAACUCUGUACAUUAGUCGGCUGAAUCUUGGAAAGUCAGAGAUCUUAACGAAGCCCCCUUUGGUGAAUACAAAGACGCAUGACGUUGGAGUAACGAUAAAA
Molecule: messenger RNA, 1653 nt
Organism: Orussus abietinus
Lineage: Eukaryota; Metazoa; Arthropoda; Insecta; Hymenoptera; Orussidae
Product: STE20-related kinase adapter protein alpha
Exons: 6
Coding region: 199-1233 (344 amino acids)
Biological process (GO): protein phosphorylation
Molecular function (GO): ATP binding; protein serine/threonine kinase activator activity; protein kinase activity
Source: RefSeq, a predicted model, not a curated record